Messenger RNA from Spinacia oleracea (spinach), 4305 nucleotides. RefSeq lists its product as uncharacterized. Gene Ontology annotation, molecular function: nucleic acid binding. The transcript has 7 exons. The coding region runs from base 1 to 4305 and encodes 1434 amino acids. Lineage: Eukaryota; Viridiplantae; Streptophyta; Magnoliopsida; Caryophyllales; Amaranthaceae. The record is from RefSeq and is a predicted model, not a curated record. Gene Ontology annotation, biological process: DNA integration.
AUGUUGUUUGGUUUUAGCCUUCGUGAUAAGGCUCAGACAUGGUUGAGUGAUGUCAAGGAGACAGAGUGGAGUGCUAUUUCACAGGCCUUUCUAGAAGAAUUCUUUCCACCCACCAAGACUGCUGAAAUAAGGCAUAAGCUAACUACAUUCACUCAAGAACCUGGUUAUGAUUUUCUUGCCAACUUAGCUGCCAACCAUUACAGCACCACCAGAUCCACAUCUAAGAAGGGAAAAUUGGAUGUCGAUGCUUAUGCUCUAUUGUCCUCACAAGUGGCAGCCUUGAACCUGAAGAUCGAUUCUUUGAAGGCUCCUCAGUCUAGUACACCCCCAAUGAGUAUCAAUGCUAUGUCUAGUGUAGCUCCAGUGACAACUUCUUACUGCGAAGUAUGUGGCAUCCAAGGUCACUUUGGUCAUGAGUGCUCUUAUAGUUUACAGGAUACUACGCAAUUGGAGCAAAAUCCUCAACCCCAGCAACAAUGGUCGCAACCACAGUUCCAUCCACCUCAACCACAUGUUGCUAGGCCUCCAUUUCAACAAGGAGCCUCACAUAAUGCUCCCCCGGGGUUUAAUAGGCCCCCGCAUCAAGGAUAUCAACAACCCCCUCAGAGCAGUGCUACUCCAGAGCCUAACAUGGGUGAUCUGUAUAAGCUCAUUGCAAAUAUGCAGAAGACCGCAGAGAUAGCUCAAAAGAACCAUGAUGAGAGCAUCAAAGAGUUGAAGAAUCAGAAUAGAAUGUUGGAGAAUCAAGUUGCUCAACUUGCUGACACUCUGUCUCAAAGGCAACCGGGUACACUACCAGGGCAACCUACUCCGCCCCAGAACAGAGAAAGUGCCAAUGCUAUCACUCUUAGAAGUGGCACUAAAUAUAAUGGACCCCCGAUGCCCACUGAUGAUGCAACUCUUGCUAAGGAGAACACAGAUGGACCAGGGAAAGCAAUUGAUGCAGAGCCUCAAGUCCUGGAAGUUGGUAAUGCUGAUGAUGUUGGUGCAAAUAAGGGGAAAGAGAAGAAUUCUGAUUCUCUCCCUAUUGUGCCUAAGUUACCUUUCCCUCACCGGAUGCAGAAAACUAAGGUUGAUCAACAGCUUGGUAAGUUCUUGGCAAUGGUCAAGAAUCUUGAGGUAACGGUCCCUUUUACUGAUUUAAUAUCUCAAGUUCCUGUUUAUGCAAAAUUUUUGAAAGAGAUGAUCACUAAGAAAAGGGAUUAUGGUGGUGUGGAGAGAGUCGCUCUAACUGAAGAGUGUGCAAGUGUGUCUAUCAUGCCCCUUUCUGUCUGUAAUAGGUUGAAUAUGGGAAAACUAAAAUGCACGCAAAUCACUUUGCAAAUGGCAGAUCGUUCUAUAAAAUAUCCUUUAGGUAUUUUGGAGGAUGUUCCUGUCCGGGUGGGAAAAUUCUACAUUCCUGUUGAUUUUGUGGUGCUAGAUAUGGAGGAGGAUAGUCAAAUCCCCAUAAUUUUGGGUAGGCCAUUUUUAUGUACUGCAGGUGCUGUUAUUGAUGUCAAGUCUGGGUCUCUUACUUUGAGUGUUGGUGAUGAUACUGUUACUUUUAAUCUAACCAAUGCUGUGAAGUCUCCUAUGCUUGAGAAUACUUGUUGCAGGAUUGAUAUUGCAGAAGAGAUUUCUCUAGACAACAUUCCUAGAAUGUUGUAUGAUGAUCUAUUGCUGGCGACUCUCACCUUGGAAGCCCAUAAAGGGGAAGGAGAUUGUGAGAUUGAUUCCUUGAUCUCGGAUUUAGAUGGAAUUGAAGUUGAGAAGGUCGAUGGUUUUGAGGUAUUGGCAACUGUUUGCUCUAUUUCCGAGCCACAGGUAACGAAGGUAGAACUAAAACCAUUACCAUCUCACCUUAAAUAUGCAUUUCUUGAUGAUAAUGAGGAUUUUCCGGUGAUCGUUAAUGCUGCACUCGACGAUAGCCAGCUUUCUAAGCUUCUGACCGUGCUACGUAUGCACAAAAAGGCAAUCGGGUAUAGCAUUGACGAUCUCAAGGGCAUUAGUCCUGACUUUUGUAUGCAUAGAAUUAACUUGGAAGCAGAUCACCGCCCUCGCAUACAACCACAACGUCGUUUGAAUCUUAAUAUGCAAGAUGUGGUGAGAAAAGAGGUAGUGAAACUACUUGAUGCGGGCAUCAUCUAUCCCAUUUCAGAUUCUAAAUGGGUGAGCCCGGUGCAAGUCGUUCCUAAGAAGGGGGGGACAACGGUCGUUAAAAAUGAUAAGGAUGAGCUUAUCCCCACUCGUGUUGUCACAGACGACCAGGAGAAGACGACGUUCACCUGUCCAUAUGGAACUUUUGCAUACCGCAGAAUGCCGUUUGGUUUGUGCAACGCCCCUGCUACAUUUCAAAGGUGUAUGAUGGCCAUCUUUUCUGACUUCAUCGAGGAUAUCAUGGAGUGCAACUUUAUGGUCAAUGAAGGAGUGGUACUUGGUCAUCUUAUUUCUGAGCGUGGCAUCCAAGUUGACCGAGCAAAAAUUGAGGUGAUCGAGAAACUUCCCCCUCCCGUGAAUGUCAAGGGAGUGAGGAGUUUUCUCGGUCAUGCGGGUUUCUAUCGCCGUUUCAUAAAAGAUUUUUCUAAAAUUGCGAAACCCCUCACUCAAUUACUGCUCAAGGAUGCCACAUUUGAGUUCACUGAUGCUUGUUUGGAGUCCUUUGACAGGAUAAAGAAAGCAUUGAUAACUGCUCCGAUCAUUCAGCCUCCGGAUUGGGAUUUGCCGUUCGAAAUUAUGUGUGAUGCGAGUGAUUUUGCUGUUGGAGCAGUGCUUGGCCAAAGAAAGAACAAGGUGUUGCAUGCCAUCUAUUAUGCAAGCAAAACCUUGGAUGGAGCUCAGAUGAAUUAUGCUACUACCGAGAAAGAGCUCCUUGCGGUUGUUUAUGCACUUGACAAAUUCCGGACGUAUCUUGUUGGCUCGAAAGUCAUUAUACACACUGAUCAUGCCGCUUUGAAGUAUUUGUUGGCCAAGAAAGAGGCCAAACCGAGACUUAUUCGAUGGAUUCUUCUUCUCCAGGAGUUUGAUUUGGAGAUUCGGGAUAAGAAGGGUGCUGAGAAUGUUGUCGCAGAUCAUCUCUCUCGGUUGAAAUUUCAAUCUAGCACAGACGGGGCUAUCAAUGAUUCUUUUCCUGACGAUCAUCUAUUCUCUGUGUCUACUCAAUCCCCAUGGUAUGCGGACUUUGCAAACUAUUGUGUUGGUGGGUCCCAUCCUCCGGAGUUGACAUAUCAACAACGUAAGAGAUUCUACCAUGAUGCUAAACGGUAUUUUUGGGAUGAUCCACAUUUGUAUCGGAAGUGUGCCGAUGGUAUGUUUCGUAGGUGUGUAGCGGAUUGGGAUACCCACGGGGUUCUUAAGCAUUGCCACAGUUUACCUUCUAGUGGCCAUCUUGGUGCUAUUCCGACCGCCCAUCGAACUCUUCAAAGUGGUUUCUAUUGGCCUUCUAUAUUCAAGGAUGCUCGCUUCUUUUGCAAUGCAUGUGAUGAAUGUCAACGGACGGGCAAUGUUUCGAAAAGGCAAGAGCUACCACAGACCGGAAUUCUUGAAGUUGAGCCAUUUGAUGUAUGGGGCAUUGAUUUUAUGGGACCGUUCCCUUCUUCAUGUGGGAAUCGGUACAUCUUGGUUGCCGUUGAUUACGUUACAAAGACUUUUAAGGCUCUUCUGAAGAAGCACGGAGUUACUCAAAAGGUUGGCAUGGCUUAUCAUCCUCAAACGAGUGGCCAAGUCGAAGUUUCUAAUCAACAGAUCAAGAGAAUUCUCGAAAAAGUGGUCAACAAGUCUCGAAAAGAUUGGUCGUUGAAGUUGGAUGACACAUUGUGGGCGUUGCGCACGGCCUACAAGACUCCGUUGGGGACAACUCCGUAUAGGUUGGUGUAUGGCAAAGCUUGUCAUUUACCAGUUGAAAUGGAAUAUCUCUCUACUUGGGCCGUCAAGGAGAUCAAUAUGGAUUUAGAAGCGGCCGGUGAAGCGAGACUUCUUCAAUUGAAUGAGCUAGAUGAACUACGGUUUGAAGCUUACGAGAAUCAUAGGCUCUAUAAGGAGCAAACGAAGAAGUUUCAUGAUAAGAUAAUUCAAAAACGGGAGUUCAACAUCGGUGAUAAGGUCUUGCUUUAUAAUUCACGACUACGGCUUUUUCCAGGAAAGCUUAAGUCUAGAUGGUCCGGACCCUUUACUAUCACCGAAGUCAAGGAACAUGGAGCUAUUGAGGUUGCUAGUGAAAAUGGCACCAAGUUCAAAGUGAACGGUCAACGUUUGAAGCUAUACACUGAAGGAGCGUUUAUUGGAAAAUUGGAGACGAUCUAUCUCUCCGAUCCACCCACCGACGCUUAA